AUGAGAGGUAGAAAGCCAAGGUGGUACAACUUGGUGAAGCCAAAAAUUCGCCAGUCAUGGAAUAAGUACAACCUUUACAACCUCGCCACAUUGAAGUUGAAUCGAAACCGUAUCUCGAGAACCUUCUUCCAGCAGAAAUGGACCGCCAAGUCAAUGACCCGUGCCUACCACGGCGCCCAUGUCAAGGAGGCGGAAUGGUCGCGCAACUUCUCCCGCCGCCUCUUCUCCGCCGUCGAUAUGCCGCCUGAGUAUCUCGCCAAGUACGACGGAUCAGAGCACUCGGCCGGCCGCGGUUCCGGCCUGCACGCCGAGCCGGGAUCAGAGGACCGCACGCCCACCGCAUAUCAAUUCUCCAAGCUCGAAUCAGCCAGAGAAGAUCGUUCCAGAGACGAGCGCAUGAGAAGGGUGGAACCACAGACCGCGAUGCUUGCCCGUCCCGUCCAGCAAAUGACGCCCUACAUGCAGAUGGCGUUCGCCCCCCUCGAGAGGAGGCUGGACAUCGCCAUCUUCCGCGCCAUGUUCGCCAGCAGUACGCUCCAGGCGAAACAGUUUUGUACACACGGCGCCGUCAAGGUCAACGGCAAAGUUAUGCGCUACGGUGCCUACAAGCUCAACCCCGGCGAUAUGUUCCAGGUUGAUGUCGAUAAUGUCCUCUUCGCAACCGGCCGGGCCAAGACUCCCAAGCACGCACUGUGGCUCGCCGGUAAAGACUAUGAAUCCCUGAACUCCGGCGACAAGGGCAACAAAGAGGCGAUUGAGGAGGGCGCCUCAAAACAGGGAUCCGGCGACGCAGCACUCGAGGCUCCCGAAGCCGAAGCCGCCGUCGAAGAAACCGAUGCUGCCGCAGAGAGCGGCGAGGCCGCCGCCGAAGCAGCAGAAGCAUCGGCCGACGGGCAGGAGGGAAGCCAGCUCUCCGAGGCAGACAAGUCUGCCCAGCUCCACAAGCAGCUAAAGUCCCUCGUCCGCUCCGUCAAAACCCUCAUCAACGACGGAACCAACGGCUUCACACCUAGCAAGAAGCGCCAGCUCCGCGCCUUCAUGGCUGAGGCCAAGCGUGCCAUUUCCACAUCGGGCCGCGUCACCGACUCCGCCUCGCUCGACCACGUCGGCGUAAUGGACAACCUCACCGCCCUCCUCAAGGACUUCAAGCUUGAGGGCAACAAGGUCGAGGCCGUCGCCUCCCCCGAGGCAGAGGUCAAGGACGACCAUUCCAAGCCGACGAGCGCCAAAGAAAAGGCAGAGACUGAGGCCGUCAAGGACCUCAUCACCUCAAAGGACGUCCGCAACGCGCUCAGUGGCCUCAACAAGGCCGAACAGGCCGCCUUUGCCGACCUUCUCCGCCAGAACGCUGAGAACCCCAUCGACGAGUCCAAGCCCUAUUGGACUCCCUGGCAGCCGCGCCGUUACAUGGCGCCCUUUGCCUUCAUCCCACGCUACCUCGAGGUGAACCAAAACAUCUGCGCCGCCGUCUACCUCCGCCACCCCGUCGCGAGGCGCGGUGUGGCCGAGGUGCCCACUCCCUUCACCUACGAGACGAACCAGUUGGCCUUCAACUGGUACCUGAGGAGGGGUUAA
This is a messenger RNA of Colletotrichum godetiae, 1575 nucleotides long. RefSeq lists its product as uncharacterized. The record is from RefSeq and is a predicted model, not a curated record. Gene Ontology annotation, molecular function: rRNA binding; structural constituent of ribosome. NCBI's taxonomy places the organism in Eukaryota, Fungi, Ascomycota, Sordariomycetes, Glomerellales, Glomerellaceae. Gene Ontology annotation, cellular component: mitochondrial small ribosomal subunit. The coding region runs from base 1 to 1575 and encodes 524 amino acids. Gene Ontology annotation, biological process: ribosomal small subunit biogenesis. The transcript is spliced from 3 exons.